UUGCCAUAAUCUUUCCACUGUCUUACAGGACUACCAGCCAGACUUCCAGAAAUCAUGUUGGUAGGAUCCCAGUCCUUCUCUCCCGGAGGGCCCAAUGGGAUCAUUAGAAGCCAGUCCUUCGCGGGGUUCAGCGGUCUUCAGGAGAGGCGAUCCAGAUGUAACUCCUUCAUUGAAAAUCCCUCCACUCUCAAGAAGCCUCAGGCCAAACUGAAGAAAAUGCAUAAUUUAGGACACAAAAAUAACAGCCAUCCCAAAGAGCCUCAGCCUACAAGGGUGGAAGAGGUCUACAGGGCCUUGAAAAAUGGACUUGAUGAAUAUCUGGAGGUUCACCAGACAGAGUUGGACAAGUUGACAGCUCAGUUAAAAGAUAUGAAAAGAAACUCUCGCCUGGGUGUGCUGUAUGACCUAGACAAGCAAAUUAAAACGACUGAAAGAUACAUGAGGCGCCUGGAGUUUCACAUUAGUAAGGUAGAUGAACUCUAUGAAGCUUAUUGUAUCCAAAGACGCCUCCAAGAUGGUGCCAGCAAAAUGAAGCAAGCCUUUGCAACUUCCCCUGCCAGCAAAGCUGCCCGGGAGAGUCUGGUCGAGAUCAAUCGGAGCUAUAAAGAGUACACAGAGAAUAUGUGCACCAUUGAAGCGGAGCUGGAGAAUCUGCUGGGGGAAUUCUCCAUCAAGAUGAAAGGUCUGGCUGGCUUCGCUCGCCUCUGUCCUGGAGAUCAAUAUGAAAUUUUUAUGAAGUAUGGCCGACAGAGGUGGAAACUGAAAGGUAAAAUAGAAGUCAACGGCAAACAGAGCUGGGAUGGAGAGGAAGUGGUGUUCCUGCCCCUGAUCGUUGGAUUCAUUUCCAUCAAGGUCACCGAGCUCAAAGGACUAGCAACUCACCUCCUGGUCGGCAGCGUGACCUGCGAGACCAAAGAUCUGUUUGCAGCCCGACCUCAGGUGGUGGCUGUUGACAUCAAUGACCUUGGCACCAUCAAACUGAACCUGGAAAUCACCUGGUAUCCAUUUGACGUGGAGGAUGUGACCCCAUCCUCAGGCGCUGGGAACAAGACGGCAGCCCUCCAGAGGAGAAUGUCCAUGUACAGCCAGGGCACCCCGGAAACACCCCCCUUCAAGGAUCACUCCUUCUUCUCUAAUCUACCUGAUGACAUCUUUGACAAUGGAAAGGCGGCUGAGGAGAAAACGCCACUGUCUCUCAGCUUCAACGACCUGCCCAAUGGAGACUGUGCCCACACCCCCAACCCAGCUGGCUCUCUCUCCAACGGGUGCUCAGCAAAUCCAGAAAUUACCGUCACCCCUGCCGAGCUGAACUACAGCAGCCUGUCCUCCCAGAAUGAGGGCAUGAACAACACCAGCUCAGCGUCCUCCAGAAACUCCUUGGGAGAAGGUCGAGAGCCAAAGCCACGCCUGGAGGAAGAUGCAGAGGGGCCCAAAAAACCCGAGGCCUGCCGAGUAUCUGCAGGUGCAGAGCGCCUGUUCCUUGAGAAGGAUGUCACAGAGGCACUUCUGCAAGAGUCUGAUGAAGGCUCUGAACUCAAGCCUGUGGAACUGGACACUUUCGAAGGAAACAUCACGAAGCAACUGGUCAAGAGGCUCACCUCAGCAGAGGUGCCGGUGGCCACAGAGAGGCCCUUUGAGGGCUCUGUCAGUGGAGAAUCCGAAGGCUGUAGAUCCUUUCUAGAUGGAAGCUUAGAGGAUGCCUUUAAUGGGCUUUUCCUUGCAUUAGAACCACAUAAAGAGCAGUAUAAAGAGUUUCAGGAUCUGAACCAAGAAGUCAUGCAUUUGGAUGAUAUUCUAAAAUGCAAGCCAGCAGUAAGCCGCAGCAGGUCUUCCAGUUUAAGUCUUACAGUUGAAAGUGCUUUAGAAAGCUUUGAUUUCCUGAACACCUCCGAUUUUGACGAGGAGGAGGAGGAUUGUGAUGAGGUUUGUAACGUUGGAGGAGUUCCUGACUCAGUCUUUUCAGACACUGAGACUGAGAAAAAUAGUUACAGAUCAGUACACCCGGAAGCCAGGGGGCAUCUUAGUGAAGCUCUGACUGAAGAUACAGGAGUUGGGACUAGUGUGGCCGGAAGCCCCCUCCCACUGACCACAGGAAAUGAAAGCCUGGACAUCACCAUUGUUAGGCACCUACAGUACUGCACCCAACUCGUUCAGCAAAUUGUUUUCUCAAGCAAAACCCCAUUUGUGGCCAGAAAUCUCUUAGAGAAGCUUUCUAGGCAAAUCCAGGUGAUGGAGAAACUCUCAGCUGUCAGUGAUGAGAACAUAGGAAACAUCAGUUCUGUCAUCGAAGCCAUACCAGAAUUUCACAAAAAGCUGUCUUUGCUGUCAUUCUGGACCAAGUGCUGCAGUCCAGUUGGUGUCUACCACAGCUCAGCUGACAGAGUGAUUAAGCAGCUAGAAGCCAGCUUUGCCAGAACCGUCAACAGAGAAUAUCCAGGACUUGCAGACCCAGUGUUUCGAACCCUGGUGUCCCAAAUCCUGGACCGGGCUGAGCCUCUGCCCUCCCCCAGCCUCUCCUCAGAAGUCAUCACUGUUUUCCAGUAUUACAGCUACUUGACCAGCCACGGUGUUAGCGACCUAGAGAGUUACUUGAACCAGCUGGCCAAGCAAGUUUCCGUGAGUCAGACUCUACAAUCACUAAGAGAUGAAAAACUGCUACAGGCCAUGAGUGACCUUGCGCCGGUCAGCCUCCCCGCCCAGCAGGAAGUUCUCAGGACGCUGGCUCUGCUGUUAACUGGGGACAACAGUGGAGUCCGGGAGGCUGUGAUGCUUUACUUGACAGCAGCCUCCAGAAACGAGCAUUUCAGGGAAAAGGCCUUGCUCUAUUACUGUGAAGCACUAACAAAGACAGACCCUCAGCUCCAGAAGGCAGCUUGCCUGGCCCUGAAAAGCCUGGAGGCUACUGAAAGCAUUAAAAUGCUGGUGACACUGUGUCAGUCUGACACUGAAGAAAUCAGAAAUGUGGCCUCAGAAACCCUCUUGUCUCUUGGAGAAGACGGGCGGCUUGCCUAUGAACAGUUGGACAGAUUUCCUCGAGACUGUGUUAAAGUCGGAGGUCGUCAUGGAACUGAAGUUGCCACCACCUUUUAAUUACAAGUUAACUCUGCCUAACAGCUGUCUUAAUAAA
Molecule: messenger RNA, 3127 nt
Organism: Ceratotherium simum simum (southern white rhinoceros)
Lineage: Eukaryota; Metazoa; Chordata; Mammalia; Perissodactyla; Rhinocerotidae
Gene: RIPOR2
Product: RHO family interacting cell polarization regulator 2
Source: RefSeq, a predicted model, not a curated record